ACCCAUCCGUCGGGCACUGAAUUUGAAUGGCACUCCGGGCCCUGGCUCUACCAGAGUCUUCAAGUUGAACACGGUUUAGGGUUGCCAUGACAGGUCUGUGUGAGCGCGCUGGGGAGCGUUGAAUCAAGCGUUCUGUGACCACCGGCACACUUAUGGUCGCAAGUCCCCAUAACCGUGCAUCCGGCUCCACUGCGAAGGCUGGACGCUCUGGCAUGAUCGGUGGUGUCGAUGUCCAAGGCAUCUACCCUGCCACUGCUGCUGUCUUUGUUGUUCAUGGUGUGGUUCUACGGCUUCUGGUGGAGGCUUGGUUGAUCGACGUGAUGAUCGUGGCGCCCGAGUUCAGCGUCUUCGUUGGCGACCUUGGCCCCGAGGUCAACGAGUCGUUCGGCCAGCAGCAUGGUGACCAACGGUUGUUUUCGCAUCGAGUCAGCCAAGAUCAUGACGGAUGCGGUCACCGGCUUGACAUAGAAAUAUGGACAUGACGACCACGGAACUGAGAAGGCAGCAAAGCUGCCGAUUUAUGAAAGUAUUAUGGGUUUGAUCUAGGAGACGGGGCGUUUGGGACUGAAACGGCACAUGACAAACUGGAGUAUUGGCGAACCAAAUAUCCCUGGGAUCGCUAGAGCUA
This is a messenger RNA of Canariomyces notabilis, 628 nucleotides long. RefSeq lists its product as uncharacterized. Lineage: Eukaryota; Fungi; Ascomycota; Sordariomycetes; Sordariales; Chaetomiaceae. Bases 153 to 482 code for a protein of 109 amino acids. The transcript has 2 exons. The record is from RefSeq and is a predicted model, not a curated record.